AUGUUCGAUACUCAGUUUCCUCUAGCGUCAGAAAUCGAUCCUAAGUCAGCGUCAAAUGAUAAUUGGCCAAAUUCAUUUGAUCGAUUUGUGAGACAGCACGAACAACAACAACAACAGUCACCAUUUCAUCUCAAUAAUCAACAACGAAUGGACGAUUUAUCGUUUAAUUCUCAUAUACAGGAUGUUUGGGAACAACCAAGAAAGAUGCAAAAUAAUGAUUUUAAUAUGUUUAACGAUUUUUUAGACAAUUAUCAUUAUCAACAGCAACAACAACAACAUCAUCCACCACCACCAGUUGACAUUGCUACAUUUCUUUCAUCUUCACCGUCGACAUCAAAAGAUCCAUUUUUAUCGCAACAACCCAAUAGAUCGUCAACACCUCAUCAUUCAUCUAGCGCAUUUUUGCCUGUUCCUACAGUUCCUAAUCGAAAAAAUCGUACAACACCUGAUAAUAAUUAUGAUUUCGGUUUACCUCCACCCUCUCCACCCACAUCAUCCUAUUUUAAGUCAACACGAUCUCCACCAACUCUGGGAACAGGACGACGACCAUUACCAUCUCCUCUACCUAGACUUCCACAUCGUAGUCCAUCGGGUGUACUUGUCUCAUCUCAUCAAAAACAACGGAGUCCACCAGUAUUGCAAGUACCGAAUGAUGAAGCAGCUUAUUUUCAACAAUAUCAAUAUCCUUUUACACCACAAAAACAAAAACAUAAUCACUCAUCGUUAUAUGUUCCUUGUAUUAAUCAUGGUUCAAAUUAUAACGGUGUACUUGGACCUCCUAUUCUUUUACCACCCUCAUUUUAA
Messenger RNA from Didymodactylos carnosus, 804 nucleotides. The record is from the annotation of a GenBank genome assembly. NCBI's taxonomy places the organism in Eukaryota, Metazoa, Rotifera, Eurotatoria, Philodinida, Philodinidae.